Messenger RNA from Raphanus sativus (radish), 2538 nucleotides. Its product is annotated as wall-associated receptor kinase-like 8. Gene Ontology annotation, molecular function: ATP binding; calcium ion binding; protein serine/threonine kinase activity. Gene Ontology annotation, biological process: cell surface receptor signaling pathway; protein phosphorylation. Lineage: Eukaryota; Viridiplantae; Streptophyta; Magnoliopsida; Brassicales; Brassicaceae. The coding region runs from base 193 to 2385 and encodes 730 amino acids. Gene Ontology annotation, cellular component: plasma membrane. The transcript has 3 exons. The record is from RefSeq and is a predicted model, not a curated record.
GCCCAAUUCACACGGGUCAAGAGCUCAAGGUCUUCGUUGAUGUAACUGCGACACCACGGUUGCUUUCACUAUUGAUUACUUGAGCAGUUGAAGGAAAGCACAAGAGAAAAGCACUAGAUUCUUUGUGUGUGUGGGUGAGAGAGAGGUAAUGAACAUGAACCUGACAAGAGCUUCUGAUUCGUGAGAGAAAGAAUGGAUUGUGAUCUGAAACGUUUCUUUUUCGCAAUUUUCCUGUUUCAAAUCCAUGGAUACAUAGUUGCUUCUGCUUUCCAUCAUGAAUUCCCUGUUGCAUUACCUGAUUGCAUAGACCGGUGCGAUCGUGCUGGUGCUCGUGUUCCUUACCCUUUUGGGAUAGGCAAAGGUUGUUACAAGAGCAAAUGGUACGAGGUUGUCUGCAACCACUCAUUACACCUCUCUUUUCCUUUCCUGCCAAGCAUCGGACUGGACGUUAUUUCGUUUUCCCUCACAGAUGACUUUAUCUAUGAGGACCGUUCUCACAAGAGCAACGGGUUUCAAAUUCAGAGUCCAAGGAAGACUUCAGGCUGUUCAUAUGGAAAGAAAGAUGUCCAAUCUUUGAAUCUAACGGGGAGUCCGUUCUUCAUAUCAGACAAUAACAAGUUCACAGCUGUUGGAUGUAACAUCAAAGCGAUGAUGGUAGGAACAGGGCCACAGAUUGUUGGAUGUGAAGCGAGAUGUGGGAAAGAGAAUCGGUAUUACAAAGAUGCUGACAAGAGCUGUGUCGGAUAUAAGUGCUGCCAGACCAAAAUUCCGCCGGGUCUUCAAGUGUAUGAUUCAACAGUGGAGAAACUGGAACCUGGUAAAAACGUAUGUCAGGAGGCCUACUUAUCACGAGAGGACUUCUCUAACUACACGCUCACGUCACCUGAUCUAACGGAGAAUGUUAUAGUUACCAUGGAUCUGGAAUGGCGUCUCGAAGUUCCCCCCAACACCGUUCCAGAGAGUUCAAAAUGUGAGGUAAGCACAAGCGUGAUUCGCACGGAUGAUCAGUAUAAGUAUCAAUGCAGGUGUAGAUCUGGUUAUGAAGGAAAUCCUUAUUUACCUGGUGGAUGUCAAGACAUUGAUGAGUGCAGGACUAUAUAUGGUGUGUGUGGAAAGAACAAGUGUGUGAAUGUGCCUGGAUCAUUCAGAUGUGAAAAAACAUGGCCUGCCAUUCUAGGUGGAACUCUAAGCUCUGGAUUGUUACUUUUAGCCGUUGGAACGUGGUGGAUAUGCAAGGUUAAUAAAAAGCAAAAAGCAGCCAAGCAGAAGAGGAAGUUCUUCAAACGAAAUGGAGGUUUGUUAUUAGAGCAACAAAUGUUCUCACUUCAAGGCAGUGUCAACAAAACCAAACUGUUCAGCUCCAGUGACCUGGAGAAGGCAACAAACAGAUUCAACGCGAGCAGAGUACUAGGUCAAGGCGGGCAAGGUACAGUUUACAAAGGAAUGUUGGAAGAUGGGAUGAUCGUCGCUGUCAAAAAGUCCAAAGCAUUGAAAGAAGAGAAUCUUGAAGAGUUCAUCAAUGAGAUCAUCCUUUUAUCGCAGAUUAACCAUAGAAACGUUGUUGGGAUCUUAGGAUGUUGUCUUGAGACAGAGGUGCCUAUGUUGGUGUAUGAGUUCAUUCCCAACAGAAGCCUUUUCGAUCAUCUGCAAAACCCGUCAGAUUAUUUCCCAAUGACUUGGAAAGCACGUCUCUGCAUCGCCUGCGAAGUAGCUGAUGCACUGUCCUACCUGCAUUCAGCCGCCUCUGUUCCAAUUUAUCACAGAGAUGUCAAGUCAACAAAUAUCUUGCUGGAUGAGAAGCACCGCGCAAAAGUAUCAGAUUUUGGGAUUUCGAGAUGUGUUGGUAUAGACGAUACUCACCUGACGACAGUAGUGCAAGGAACAGUUGGAUAUGUAGACCCAGAGUACCUCCAGUCAAGCCACUUCACAGGGAAGAGUGACGUCUACAGCUUUGGGGUUGUGCUCAUUGAGCUCUUAACCGGAGGAAAACCCGUCUCCGUUCUCAGGCCACAAGAGGUAAAGAUGUUGGGAGCUUACUUCCUCGAAGCCAUGAGGAAUGACAGACUUCAUGAGAUUCUCGAUGCUCGCAUGGAGGAGGAAUGUGACCAAGAGGAAGUCCUUGCAGUAGCCAAACUUGCAAGAAGUUGUUUGAGCUUGAACUCAGAACAUCGCCCUACCAUGAGAGACGUCUUCAUCGAACUGGAUAGGAUGCAAUUCAAGAAACAAGGCGCUCAAAACCUAGCUGAAAAUUGCGAAGAGCACACAUACAUCCAGAUCGCAACACCGGAGACUAUGUCUCUUAGUUACUAUUCUCCGUAUACACUCGUUGGAAACAGCUCAUUCUCACCGGACUCAAAACCACUCAUGAUUCACACGACACAGUGACUGGAAAAGCAAAAAACUCUUCACCUUCCAAGAUAUAAUACUUCAGUAAACUAAUGAUAUACAAUCAAACCUUCAAGGUCUUAGUACUUGUGUGAACCAUUUGCUUAACUCUUUUCAUUUUAUCUUUUACGUGUUUGGUAUAUACACAUGGUA